Molecule: messenger RNA, 2294 nt
Organism: Otolemur garnettii (small-eared galago)
Lineage: Eukaryota; Metazoa; Chordata; Mammalia; Primates; Galagidae
Gene: HSPA13
Product: heat shock protein family A (Hsp70) member 13
Exons: 5
Coding region: 85-1500 (471 amino acids)
Biological process (GO): cellular response to unfolded protein; vesicle-mediated transport; protein refolding
Cellular component (GO): nucleus; cytosol; plasma membrane
Molecular function (GO): ATP hydrolysis activity; heat shock protein binding; ATP binding
Source: RefSeq, a predicted model, not a curated record
AGCGGGCAGCGGGAAUGCCGGGCGGCGUGGGGGCGGGGCCUCACGUCGGGUACAGUCAUCCCAAGCCUCUGCGGCGGGAUUGUGAUGGCCGGAGAGAUGACGAUCUUAGGAUCAGCUGUUUUGACUCUUCUGUUGGCUGGCUAUUUAGCACAACAAUAUUUACCAUUGCCUACUCCUAAAGUGAUUGGUAUUGACCUUGGCACCACCUAUUGUUCCGUUGGGGUGUUUUUUCCUGGUACAGGAAAAGUAAAGGUGAUUCCAGAUGAAAAUGGGCAUAUCAGCAUACCCAGCAUGGUAUCUUUUACUGACGAUGAUGUGUAUGUGGGAUAUGAAAGCUUGGAGCUGGCAGAUUCAAAUCCUCAAAACACAAUAUAUGAUGCCAAAAGAUUCAUAGGCAAGAUAUUUACCCCAGAGGAGCUGGAGGCUGAAAUUGGCAGAUAUCCAUUUAAGGUUUUAAACAAAAAUGGAAUGGUUGAGUUUUCUGUGACAAGUAACGAGACCAUCACCGUUUCCCCAGAAUAUGUUGGUUCUCGACUCUUGUUGAAGUUAAAGGAAAUGGCAGAAGAGUAUCUUGGAAUGCCAGUUGCCAAUGCUGUCAUUUCUGUACCAGCAGAAUUUGAUCUAAAACAGAGAAAUUCAACAAUCGAAGCUGCUAACCUUGCAGGAUUGAAGAUCUUGAGGGUAAUAAAUGAACCUACAGCAGCAGCUAUGGCGUACGGUCUCCACAAGGCUGAUGUCUUCCAUGUCUUGGUGAUAGACUUGGGUGGAGGGACUCUAGAUGUGUCCUUACUAAAUAAACAAGGAGGGAUGUUUCUAACCCGAGCAAUGUCCGGAAACAAUAAACUUGGAGGGCAGGACUUCAAUCAGAGAUUGCUUCAAUACGUGUAUAAACAGAUCUAUCAAGCGUAUGGCUUCUUCCCCUCUAGGAAAGAGGAAAUCCACAGAUUAAGACAAGCUGUGGAAAUGGUCAAAUUAAAUCUGACUCUUCAUCAGUCUGCUAACUUGUCUAUAUUACUAACAGUAGAGGAGAAGGAUAAGAAGGAACCUCAGAGUAGUGACACUGACCUGCCGAAGGACACGCUUUCCUCAGCAGAUGGCCACCAGGUGGACAGUGGAUUUGGACCUGGUCUUUUUGAAAAGAAAACUGGAGGAAGUCAAGUUUUAUUUGAAACAGAAAUAUCACGGAAGCUCUUUGAUACCCUUAAUGAAGAUCUCUUCCAGAAGAUACUCGUACCCAUUCGGCAGGUGUUAAAAGAAGGCCACCUAGAAAAGACUGAGAUAGAUGAGGUGGUUUUAGUUGGGGGCUCUACUCGUAUUCCUCGAAUCCGCCAAGUCAUUCAAGAGUUCUUUGGAAAGGAUCCCAAUACAUCUGUAGACCCUGACUUAGCCGUGGUAACGGGAGUGGCGAUCCAAGCAGGGAUUGAUGGAGGCUCUUGGCCUCUCCAAGUGAGCGCUUUAGAAAUUCCCAAUAAGCAUUUACAAAAAACCAACUUCAACUGAAUUCUGGAGGAAUCAUGAUAAUUUAUGAUCUUAUCUGAUGAGCUUUUCCCUUUAUCAGACUACCUCCUCCAAAACAAAAGAAAGUAUCUAAAAUAUCUCACAAAAUUUCCCACAUUUAGAUACAGGAAAUUUUUAUGUAGCAUUUUGCUUUAGGAUUAAUUGUGAACAGAUUCAUCCUACUUGAUGUUGGAGAGAUACCAUUCCAGCAAAUAUGGGAAAAUUGAGGUAAAACUGUCUUAAAAGAGCAUGAAUGACUAUAUUUUCUGGAUUCUGGAAGUAGAUAACCAUAGGCGCUUAACAUUAUAUUCUGUAAACAUUAAAUAGUGCCAAUUAUAAAAUAGUGCCAGUUCUUACUAAAUUGUAUUAGCAGGAGCUGGUAAUUUCCUUACUUGGUUAUCAAAUGUGACCAUUAAUUUGAAUUAUACUUGAAGGACAGUAUUGAUGUCAGGUAUUUACAUUGGCUGGGAGAUAGCCGUAUUAUUAGUAUAAGCUGCGUACAUAAUAUUCAGUAGCUGCUGCAUUAUACAGUGUAUUUUACAUUUACUUACAAAUUCAGUAUCCUGUUAUCUGUCAUAUUCUCAUAAUCUGCAUUUUCUAUGUUUUGAAUGUAUUCAAUAGAUCAGUUUUCUUUCUAAAACAGCCACAGGUUUAUUCAAAUGUUUCAGUACUAGACAGUGGAAAUACCUACUGUAUAUUCUAGUUCCUUCAUUUCGUGUAUCAUUCUCUGGCUUUCUAUGAUUCUGUUGUGUUAGAAAAUAAUCAGAAAUUAUUAGUUGCAUUUUUAAAAUGUUUUA